AUGCCCAAUCAACCCUCUGUGCGUGUUGUCGUCAAACUACCGUAUAACCGACCAGAUAACCCUCCGCACGAUCCUCCUACGAUUGAAUGGACAGCUGAAAAAGCCGAUAUUCUAUGGAAAGUCAUUGAAAGAUCGCGCUCCGUGGACAGUGCUGGUGCCGAUUGGAAGGGUCUCGCCGCGCACCUCGAAGUCCCACUCCCGUAUCUGCUGUAUCGCGUUAAUGCCCGCUUCCAGGAGGAAAUUCGUGGGCUGCGCGAUAUUCAAGGCGCGCUCAGUCCCUCCUCCGCCCAACCUACAACGACUGGUGGGCUUACAAGCGCGACGUCGCCGCAUCACGAUUUUCCUGCGGCUUCCGGGGCUGGUGGAAAAGGAGACAGGCCUGUCGGCAUCGCUGGGCGCUUGGGGAUGCUAGGAAGCGGUGGCGGCAGUAGGCAUCUGUCGGGUUCGAGAAUUGGUGUACGUGCGCGUUUGAAUUCACUCGGCCAGGGUGUAGGAGGGAGUAAUAAUGGUAAUGCGAACAACAACUCACGGCAAGCGAAGAAACCUACAUCCUCAUCGACGCUGACGCUGCAAGCGGGCAAGAGGCCAUCGUAUGGGCUUGUUUCCGUGAGGCCUGUAACCCCUUUGAGCUCGGAAAGCGAAUCUGAAGACGAGGAGGCGAUCAAAGAGGAGGAAGCCGAACGGAAUGCGGAGGAGGAAGAUGCGCUCACGAAGAAGCUCGCCGCGCUACAGAAGAUGAUGACCAUAGACACGCUUGGGCUUGUUAGUGGAGCGCGAGCGCGGGGUGACAAGGGAAAAGGGAAAGACAACCGUGGGCGGUCGGCGCCGCUCUCACCUCGCUCCGCGGGAAGCUCUCGUGUCGACACGCUGUCGAGCAGGUCACAGAGCAUAUCGAGUGCGAGCUCGCCACAGGGGUCAAUACCCGACAUGCCGAUGUCUGGAUCCCCAUCGUCUGAAUCGCAACCCCACUCGCCUCCGGCACGCAAUAGAAACCAGAAUUUCUCACCGCAUAAAGCUCCUUCGAGUCCGCCUGCUGUGUCGUCAAAAAGCGCUCAGGGACAUCAUGUAAAUCACCAGAGCCAGCGGAGGUUCGGUCCUCUGGUAGACCGGACCAGUGACAUUGGAAGUAGCCAUGGUUCAGAGGCGUCGAGUUUCAGUGACUUGAGUGAUGCAAGUAUAUCUGCUUCGGCGCUUGAGAGCGCUCUUCUUUCGAAUCUUGGAAGUAAUGGCUCACGAUUGCAAGUAUCCUUCUGUCAGUUUGAUGUUACAAACCUGCUGAAGCAAAAUUUAUGUAGUUCCCAGUUUACAAGAAGCCGCCCUUCAAAUCGCACCCACUCUGUCGUGCCGCAAUAA
Psilocybe cubensis is the source of this 1353-nucleotide messenger RNA. RefSeq lists its product as uncharacterized. The coding region runs from base 1 to 1353 and encodes 450 amino acids. The record is from RefSeq and is a predicted model, not a curated record. The transcript has 4 exons. NCBI's taxonomy places the organism in Eukaryota, Fungi, Basidiomycota, Agaricomycetes, Agaricales, Agrocybaceae. Gene Ontology annotation, cellular component: phagophore assembly site. Gene Ontology annotation, biological process: autophagosome assembly.